AAAAAAAAAGUUUAUGGCAUGGGAAGGAGAGGGCGUUAAAGGAGCUGUGAUUUUAUCCUGAGAGUUGUGUUUGGGUGGUGGCUGCUGUUUGUUUAACUAGAGCAUUUCUUGCUAGUAAAAAGGGCUGUGGAAUACAGUUUUAGUUUAGUUUGCAUCAGAUUUUGGAGGGUUUUUUAAACAAUUUUUGGUUUGCUGUAGGUUUGUUGUUAUUGUGAAGGUGAUUUAACAAGAGAGAUAUUAGUCUCAUUAACCAACAGCAAAUAAACAGCAGUGACAUGCAGGCCAUAAAGUGUGUGGUGGUCGGAGACGGGGCAGUCGGAAAAACGUGUCUUCUGAUCAGCUACACCACCAACGCGUUCCCUGGAGAGUACAUCCCUACAGUGUUUGAUAAUUAUUCUGCAAAUGUGAUGGUAGAUGGGAAACCAGUGAACCUGGGGCUGUGGGAUACAGCAGGACAGGAGGACUACGACAGACUCAGGCCACUCUCUUACCCUCAAACGGACGUGUUUUUAAUUUGCUUUUCGCUGGUGAGCCCUGCUUCAUUCGAGAACGUCCGUGCCAAAUGGUAUCCUGAGGUCAGGCAUCACUGCCCCAACACCCCAAUCAUUCUUGUUGGAACCAAGAUCGACUUGAGAGAUGACAAGGACACUAUUGAGAAGCUGAAAGAAAAGAAACUCACUCCCAUUACUUACCCACAAGGCCUUGCAAUGGCUAAAGAAAUUGGUUCCGUGAAAUAUCUGGAAUGCUCAGCCUUAACUCAGCGUGGCCUUAAGACGGUGUUUGACGAAGCCAUCCGUGCAGUCCUGUGCCCACCACCAGUCAAAAAGCCAAAGCCGAAGUGCUGUCUCCUCUGAAGUGUCUGUCCAUAAAGAACCAUCUGCACUCACCUGAGGAAAGGUGGGGAAGGAGGAUGUGUUGGCAGAAAGCAGGAAGACUCUAAGAACCAUACCCAUACGUCUCUUGUGUAUUGUUACUGUAAUUAUAAUUUGAUUUGCUUCUGAGUCUGUUUUAGGAUCCUAGAGUUUGUCUUGAGGAGAUGGGGGAUACGUUUCCUCAUUAUGUCCCUUCACAUUAACUCAUUCCUGCUGCCUUUUAAAUGGUUAUGUAACAGAAAACCAAAUGAAUGUUUGUUUUUCAUCCAUGAGAGCCUAUAUUUUGUUUACACUGCGCUUUUUUUUUUAAUAGAAAAUGAAGCGUUACCAAAAAUGCAAACCUACCUAUGAGCUCUUACAUUUUCUAAGCUUUUUUUUUUUUUUAACUAAUUUUAAUCCCUUGACUUGUAGGAACAAGUCCACAAUUCAGAAGUUGAGUGCUUGCUUGGAUAGUGUUUUUAAAAUUGAUCCCUGUGGGGAAAUUUGGGAAUCACUUAAGAUUUUAUUCCUUUUUUAGUUUACUCAUUUAGUGUACAUAUUGGGGUCAAACACUUCUUACACAAAUGUAAGACUAGCAAAGUAUGCUUUUACUGACUCACUGCUCUAAAUUUACCAAUUUUUUUUUUUAAAUAUAUAAAUGUGUUGCAUUUAUUAGGCAGACUCAUUGUGAAAGAUGUUUUGUAUUUCAACACAGUAUUGUAUAAAGCCUGUAGUUUUGGCCAGUGACUUGACGUUGGAUAGAUGUUUUUGUAAGCAUAUAGAAUAAGAAUUGUCUGUCCAAAAUCUGCUGUCAGCAUGAAAUUAUGCUCCCAAGUGAAAUGGAUCUUGGCUCACCAAGUUUAAUUGAAAUUCCUUUUAACAGCAAGAAACGGUGCGAGGACACGUGCUAUUUAUAAGUCAAGAAUCAUUCCUGACAAAUGUUUUUAACCCACCCACCAAAAAAAAAAACUGUAUUCUAACUACACUUUCAAUUUAUUAACAAUAUUCUGUGGAAAUCAAUGUCCUCGAUCCAAAGCUUUAGUGAUUUCAUACAAGUGUUAAUCAGUUAGUUAAUGCAACGUUAUGAUUGUCUGUCUGAUGUAGAGAUUUUUGUGUCUUGUUUUCCUGUUUUAAGAAGUUAAAAGUUGUUCUUUGUACUGAA
Molecule: messenger RNA, 2013 nt
Organism: Neoarius graeffei (lesser salmon catfish)
Lineage: Eukaryota; Metazoa; Chordata; Actinopteri; Siluriformes; Ariidae
Product: ras-related C3 botulinum toxin substrate 1-like
Exons: 6
Coding region: 276-854 (192 amino acids)
Biological process (GO): regulation of cell shape; cortical cytoskeleton organization; actin filament organization
Cellular component (GO): cytoplasmic vesicle; cell cortex; plasma membrane
Molecular function (GO): protein kinase binding; GTP binding; GTPase activity
Source: RefSeq, a predicted model, not a curated record